Molecule: messenger RNA, 1263 nt
Organism: Aspergillus calidoustus
Lineage: Eukaryota; Fungi; Ascomycota; Eurotiomycetes; Eurotiales; Aspergillaceae
Source: the annotation of a GenBank genome assembly
ACGAUACGUUACUUAUCGCAGAAGAAGGGCACCAAGCUCAAAUAAAUCUUUGGAACUGAGAGGAACAGCUUGGAAAAAGUACAUGCACAAUGGCUCCUUGGGAAGAAUUCGACACAAUAUUCCACUUCAACAAGAAUUUCACCUACGAUGGCAAGGUCAUUGAGCAAAUCCUUUCCAACCGUCGCGCGCUCGAGAACCAGCUGUUCGCCGACCGGUUGUUAGAGCUUCUUGGUGUUCAAGCAGUCACGAAGCUGUAUCCUCCGAUCUCAAACUCUGACAUCCGCACACUCAUACGCCACAUUGUAUCGUCAGGACUAGAUAUUCACCACAAACAAAGCUUGAUCUACUACAUCUUGAAGGACUGUCGGGCGCCUAGUGAUGCUGCAACACAGUUUGCGCGAAGAUGUCAUCUACCGGAGAAGUAUAGGCUGUUCAUAGAAGGUCUCUGGAAUCUUGACCGGCUUGAGUUCAAGCGCGCUAUUGAGUACCUGACCGAACCAUCCAUUAUUCCAACCUUCCCCGACGAAAUUCUCUACGCCCUUACUCUGUCGCACCUCCCGAGACACGAUGACAGCCUUGUCAUGGCUUACUACUUGACCGUCAACCCACCACUCGCCUCUGAGAAAGCGCAGAGAGCUUUCAUGGACACACUAUCCCGAGCAAGCGUCACUGAAGCAUUCUACUUCACCCGCAAACAUCACGAGACCCUUCGACAGAAGUACCUUACCCAGCUCAUCGAGUUUGUCCAUAAGACAGAUGCCGGCCAAAUCAGAAGUAGACGAGCGAUGGAGCUGAUAGGCCUUCCGUUUGAUGAACAGGAAGAGGAGUGGUUCGAAGAUGCUUUGUUACGCGGAAAUGCGAAGACCCUGCACGGUGCAAAAGACACGGUCAUGAUGCGUCGCCUUGCUACUGGGAAGAUGGCAGGUCUUUCAACUGAGCUGGAAUCCUUGGGCGGAAAGAAAAUCGAUGGGUUGAACUGGGAUACCCUCAAACAGAGCAUGGAGCCUGCGCGAGCGUCGGCCAGUACAGGGCAAUCCUCGUGAGAGAAAGUAAGCAUUUAUGAUACCUAUGGUUUGGAGCGGGCGUUCAACCUGGAUUGCAUUAUUUUCUCUAGUGGACUGCAAUAGAAGGCGCAAGAGUCAGGCUUUCAAGACUGGCUUCCUAGUAGCUACUAAUCAAGUACUAACUGUGCCCAGCGCUAACACCUCUGGAAAAAUCGCAAAUUCGUAACCCUGUUCAAUGUAUCCACUGACUUCAUGAUGG